AUUUGAGGACGCAAAACCCUAAAUUGCAAUGGUUUCGAAAGAUGAUGAGUUCGACCGCGAUGUAUCGAAGUUUCACUGUUCGACUAAUUCUUCCUUUUCUAGCACGGUAUGCCUCAAGUUCCAUUUUCAUGAGCGUUUUAUAUUUUGAGAAAGCGACUAUCAGGGCUUUCUGAAGUUCUUGGAAAUAGCACGUUGCUGGGAGAAUGUUACGACUUUUGAAGGAAAUGGUGCGAAUUGCUCUGAGAAGAAAGGAUUCAAGCUAUUUCGUUUUUAUUUGCCUUAUUUACUUCAUCCAUUCUUCUUCCAUCAUUGAUCGUACUCAUGGUGAAAUUUCAUAUGGCAUCCAGGAUUUAUUUCAUAAUUUCAAUUCCGCGCAAGGUUCACAGAAACGUCAAAGAACGCUACGGCUAACCAAUAAGGAUGUUUACCGGCUCGCUGGGUUCGAUCUUUAGAGUUUACUAGGCGGAGGAUCGGUGAAAAAAGGUUUUACGGAAGACAAGGAUAGCUUCGAAUCAAUUUCGAUUCGAAGCGCCUCAAGAACAGCUUGGUAGUCCGGAAGUCCGCGCCAAGAGCCCUUCCUCAAAUUCAAAGUCCAACAAGACACAAGCUCACUCCUUUAAAUUUUGACGACGACUUUUCGGCCGCCACGCAAGCGAAGAGAAAGCGGAAAAGAAGUGCGACACCCAACCUAUAGUGAAUAGGUGUUAAAGAACGAUGAAAAUUGAUUAUAACUUGAUGCAUUCAAAUGUCAUGUCUUGUUUCCCACCCAGUGGCUCGUCCGAUAUCGUCCAAAGAGUUAUCAAGUUUGACCCACAUCAAAACCCAACUCCGUUUCUAAAGCUCUAACACCGAACGCGUGCUUGGACUUCUUCCCGAGUAUGGCAUUGAUCCUUUUAUGGAGACCAUAGUCAAAAACAUAGCCGGUGUGUUUAAUAUUAGAAAGAGCUUAUUCCUGGUCAUCGGAAAUUAACCGAGCCAGCAUAAAUCCCGAGUGGGCUAUCCUGCUCCACACCAUACCACCGGUAGAGGUUGAGUCUCCACAUCUAACGUCACAUUUGCUCAUAUACGAACAGAAAAUUCUCAAAAAUACAUGGGGAAAUACUUCCAUGCAUUAAGACAUCGUCCCAUCACCACGGUUCAGGGAGCUCUGCAGAUUCCAUGCAUCGGCUAAUGCUAGAAACAUGGCGGUAAGAAUUCAAUCCUUGUGUUUUGCAUAUUUUAGUCUUCCGCGAUACAAUCAUUCCAUUUCUAAGUGGACCGCUAAAGAUUUUCAUCAUAAAAUCAAAAUCAAACCCUUACAAGACCUGGGGAUUGGAUACCGGUUUAGUCGUUUGGCAUGAGUGCCGAGAUUAUAACAUGGUCACACGCAACCACUGCUUGGGCUUGGGGAAGUUUAUCUGGGUAUAAAUCCUUGGAUUCCCAGAACCAUAAUCAUGGGAUAGUCGUACCUCAUUGAAGAACUGUUAUUUCAAAGUCAAAAUGGUUGUUCAAUUGGUCUCCAAGUCUUCAAAAUUCAGUCAAUCGCGCUUCCUAGAUGAUAUUCGAAACCUCUCAGCGUCAAUCAAAGCACCAUACUCCGAGCACACAACCAUUAAGGUCCUCUCCGUAUUUUCCCGUUCGUUCCACAACGGUGUUGUUCUCUGGCGUGUAACGGAUCGCCCAGGUGAUGCUUUAAACUACCGGUUCUACUCCCGGGAACCGAUAGAUACUGUAUCCAUUGCUGCAUCCGCAGGUCUCCUGUCUCCUGAUAUUGUCAAUACAUUAGGGAAGUUAAUUAAUUCCUGGAGUUCGCUGUACGAUGGGACACCCGAAGAGUCAUGCGAUUUCGACGCCGAGAAGGGGUUGGUAAAGGCAUGGGUUUACAUGGGUGGGAUGAGACCUCUUGAUGAUAUAUUAGGCGCCGAAGGUGUACCAGAAAGCGUGAGACAACAUGAGAAGAGGUUCAAGGAAUUGGGGUUGCAGAAAGUGCGACAUGUAGCUGUGGAUUACCAAAAACAAACUGUCAAUUUAUAUUUCCGAGCCCAAGGUCCUAUAUCUUUUCAACAAGCAACAUCUUUCAACGCAUUAGCCGGAGCGGAACCACCCAGUCAAUCUCAAUUCGUUGAAAUGCGGGAGUUUUUGAACACGGUGGGAUAUACAUUCGCGGUUACAAUCAAGAUCGACAGUGGGGAAAUUGAGAGGGUGGGUUAUUAUGCAUUGAAAUUGCCUGAAAGAGCGGCUAAAAAAUGGCCGGCUAUCAAUGCACAAUUGGAAAGAUUUGUGCAAUUUGCACCUAGCUACGAUAGGGAAGAAAUGAAUGCUGUAGCGUGGAGUUUCGGAGAAAAGAAGACGUAUGUUAAGUUCGAGAGGAGUUACUGCGGGGAAUUGAUACCCUUAAUUAAGGGCUGGGGCACUACUUUGAGUUCAUGAUGAGGGGAUAUGGCUUUGGGAUGAGAUUCUUGGAUAUUAGGAAAGGAAUACUAGGAGAUACUACGGCGAGACAUUUGAUUUGGGAGACGGAGAUUUGCAGGAUGAUCUAAACAUUAUGCGGCUUUUCUUCGUCGGUAUUUCUUUGGUGUUUGGAGUCCGUUUAGAAGAAUAAUAUGUAAUUACCUUUCGUUUAAUCAAUUGAAGUACAGAGAUAUUGGAUCAAU
Molecule: messenger RNA, 2633 nt
Organism: Sclerotinia trifoliorum
Lineage: Eukaryota; Fungi; Ascomycota; Leotiomycetes; Helotiales; Sclerotiniaceae
Source: the annotation of a GenBank genome assembly